ACUAACCAAUUUAAUAAUUGAUAAAAAAAGAACCAAACUGCGUUAACACAAUUGCAAAUGGCAAUUUACAUUGAUGAAAUUCUUGCUGACAAAAUGAAAGUUAUAUAAUUGAGAUGUUUGUGUGUUGAAUGUUGUUGAGAACAGUGUUCGUUUUGCCUUCGUAAAAAGGAGAACUAAGAACUUCUUUCAGGGAUAUAUAUACAUAGGAACUAAAGGGUCAAUCACGUUUACAAGAAAGAGCGAUUUGAGAACACUAUACAAGACAAUCGUUAGUUCCUGACUGACGUUAAGACCACCUUGUAAAGCACUUCACAGAAGUGACAGAACUAUUGACUUGAAAUCCACAAAACGAGAGAUGGAUGUCGUUAAAGACAACAUGGCAGAAAGUAGGGAAAAGGUCGAUGAAAAUGAUGCAAAGUUGGAGAACAUGAAAGCAGUCGUGGAAAAUCCGGUUGAAAGAGUCGAAGCAAAAGUUGAACUGGUUCAAGGCGAAUUUAAGAAGCAGGAAGAAAGCAAUCGUCAGCUGGAAGAAAGCAAUCGUCAGCAGGAAGAAAGAUAUCGUCAGCUGGAAGAAAGAAAUCGUCAGCAGGAAGAAAGAAAUCGUCAGCAGGAAGAAAGAAAUCGUCAGCAGGAAGAAAGAUAUCGUCAGCUGGAAGAAAGCAAUCGUCAGCAGGAAGAAAGAAAUCGUCAGCAGGAAGAAAGAAAUCGUCAGCAGGAAGAAAGAAAUCGUCAGCAGGAAGAAAAAAAUCGUCAGCUGGAAAAAAGAAAUCGUCGGCUGGAAGUGGACAAUGUUGAAAUGAAGAAAUGUUUGAAAAAAAUCACGAAGCAACUUGAACAAAUGUCGCAACUCAGCAGGGUGGUUGUCGUCGCUGGAGGUUGGAAUGGUAGACCUCUAAAUUCAGUGGAAAUGUUCAAUCCAGCAACAGCAACCUGGUCAUUACUACAACCAAUGAAAGAAUGUCGUCGAUCACCAUCGUCAGUUAUUUACAACAAUCAAUUCCUUGUCACUGGCGGUUGUUCUAAUCUUGGUUUUUCCCAGUCCAUGGAAAAAUUAUCAUUGAAUGAUAUUGUACAAGAUUAUAAGUCCAUACCUUGGGAAAAUUUUCCUGCUCAGUUACCUCACCAGUUAGCAGAACACUGCACUGAAGUUGUUAACGGACGGUUGAUAAUGAUUGGAGGUUAUGAUGCAAACGUACAUGCACAUUCGAAUAAAAUUAGUGAGAUUCCCCUUGUUCCACCUUAUGACCCAGAAGAGUUGACCACCAUGCCACAAAAAAGAUACUAUCAUGGCGUUGCUAUGUUUGGUGAACAGAUCAUUAUUGUCGGUGGAAAAAAAAAUCCAUUUCAUACCCCAGCUCUGCAAAGUGUUUUUAUGUAUGACAUCACUAAGAAUCAAUGUCAAAAGUUGGCCCCCCUCCCCUACCCCGUGAGUGAAAUGGCCACAGUCGAGUGGGGUGAAGACAACGUCAUCAUAAUGGGUGGUGUCGACAGUGAAGGCAAAGUAUUAAGCAAAGUUUUAAUGUACAACAUCAAGACCCAGACGAGUCACAUGCUACCAGACAUGAAGUACAAGAGGAAAGGAUGUGUGGCUGCAGUUGCCAGAGACACCGUGAUCGUGAUGGGAGGCGAGGAUGAAAGAGGAAAAGCCUUGAAAUCUGUGGAAAGUUUUAGAUUUGACAGAUACAGCUGGGGAGAUCUUCCUGAAAUGCACGAGGCAAGAUACUGCGCUACUGCUGUGACCUGGUAAUUGUCCGUAUGAACCAUUUACUUUGACUAUAAAAUCAAAUGUUUGCUGGACAUGUCCUGACCAGAAACUCAUGAUGUUAUUCACAUCAGAAUCUCAAAUCUCUAGGCUAGUCCCAGACUUAACAUGUCUUCAACUUAUAAUUUGCGUAAGAUAGUCUAAUGGCAUAUAUUAAUGGAAGGAAUAAUCCUAUACCUAAUUGAUAUUUUGACUAUAAUCUUAUAUAUCGAUUUUUUAAUAACUAUUCGUUGUGACCCAGUUACUGCUAGUUGCAUUUCAUUGUAAAUUAGGUCGCUGCUAUCCUGUUUUAUGUCUACUUUUCAUGUUAUUUGGUAGGCUUUGAUAUUUAAUUUUAUCUCUUAGAAUGACCUUGCUAAUAUUGGUAAUGAGACAGGCAAGUUAAUAUCUAACCAUAUAUAUUAUCGACACACAUAAAUUAAUCAACUUUGCAAUUUUCUAAUGACAAUAGACAGACAAUGUAAUCUCACACUGUGUCAAUGUCACUUGUAAUUAAAAAUUUUUUUCAAAAAAUAUUCAAAUGUUUCACUUUGUUUUACAAAGAAUUUUGUCAAAUAAAGAUGGAUUAUAAUGUUUGGAAUUCACCUGGUUAGGCUGGAUUUCCACUUAAUUGUUAGCAAAAUGGUUGCAUAUUUACUUUAGAAUUUUAACAGCAUAAAUAAAUUGGUGUAA
Dendronephthya gigantea is the source of this 2434-nucleotide messenger RNA. Its product is annotated as kelch-like protein diablo. The coding region runs from base 356 to 1747 and encodes 463 amino acids. The transcript has 3 exons. Gene Ontology annotation, molecular function: protein binding. Lineage: Eukaryota; Metazoa; Cnidaria; Anthozoa; Malacalcyonacea; Nephtheidae. The record is from RefSeq and is a predicted model, not a curated record.